Bacillus rossius redtenbacheri is the source of this 716-nucleotide messenger RNA. RefSeq names its product adrenodoxin-like protein 1, mitochondrial (gene Fdx1). Gene Ontology annotation, biological process: positive regulation of oxidoreductase activity; P450-containing electron transport chain. Bases 384 to 635 code for a protein of 83 amino acids. Gene Ontology annotation, molecular function: 2 iron, 2 sulfur cluster binding. The record is from RefSeq and is a predicted model, not a curated record. Gene Ontology annotation, cellular component: mitochondrion. NCBI's taxonomy places the organism in Eukaryota, Metazoa, Arthropoda, Insecta, Phasmatodea, Bacillidae. The transcript is spliced from 5 exons.
GUUUACAUUUCGCGAACUAUCGUAAUCAGGGAAAACCUGUUUGAUAGCAACUUAAUUUACGUCAUGAUAAAUUGUUGUGCUGCCGCAGUCUUGAGAACAAUACGGUAUCUUAGGUGUAGAAAUAUCACGUCAAUAUAUUGUUCGCUCCAUGGUGCAACCGUGCAACUUUCACAACAAAGAAACUUUAACUGUACCCGAUGUAAGCACGGGGACACGGCAUUAUUUAUUAUGAUUUAAACCAUGGUGAAUAUGAGUGGAAGAAUCCAACAUCUGAAGAAGAAGUGGUGCAUGUCACGUUCAUAGACAAAGAUGGCAAGGAAACCAAAGUGAGGGGCAAAGUCGGUGACAAUAUCUUGUACCUUGCUCAUAGAUACGGCGUUGAAAUGGAAGGGGCGUGCGAGGCGUCGCUGGCGUGCACGACGUGCCACGUGUACGUGCAGGAGGGCUUCCUGGGGCGACUGCCCGCCGCCGAGGAGAAGGAAGAGGACCUGCUGGACCUGGCGCCGUUCCUCAAGGAGAACUCCCGGCUAGGUUGCCAAAUCAUUUUGCGAAAAGAACUGGACGGCAUAGUCGUGAGACUUCCACAAGCGACGCGCAACUUCUACGUGGACGGACACAAACCGGCACCUCACUGACAAGGGCUUGCUGUCGGCGCGCGACUGUGAUACAGUGUAACAUUCUCAAUUAAGUGGUGUAAAUAUAUGCUUUGUAUUUGG